AGGUGUCGGUGCAGCCGCCGCCAUGAGCCGGCUCGCCGCCCAGGGGCUGGACAACCCUGGCUUCACGGUGGGCGAUGAGGCGCCCGCCGCCGCCGCGGAGGCCUUCGGAAGGCCCUUCGCCCUCGACGACUCGCAGUAUGACGAGAUCGACCUCACCGACAAGAGCGGCGGCGACUCCGCGGCCACGUCCCCGGACACGGGCGAGCCGCCGCCGCCCGGCGCCGCCUCCAAGGGCGCCGGCGACACCGACGGAGACGCCCGCUGCGGCUGGUGCCUCUUCCGCCCCGGCCUGCUGCAGCGCUUCCGCACCGCCAAGUGGGUGCUCUUCUGGCUGUGCUGGGCCGGCACUAUGCAAGGGAUGGUGGUGAACGGCUUCGUGAACGUGGUGAUCUCGACGAUCGAGCGGCGCUUCGCGCUGCGCUCGACGCAGUCGGGGCUGGUAGCCGGCGGCUACGACAUCGCGUCGUUCGCGUGCAUGGUGCCCGUCACCUACCUGGGCGGCCGGCCCGGCGCCUCCAAGCCGCGCUGGCUGGGCUGGGGCGUCGUCGUCAUGGGCAUUGGCUCGCUCGUCUUCGCGCUGCCGCACUUCGCGUCGGGGCCGUACCGCGGCGCCACCAGCGCGCCCAACGUCUGCCACAACGUCACCGACCUCUACGGGGAGACGGGCGCGGUGCCCGGGUGCCCCGCGGCGGGCGCGGGCGGCGAGGCCGAGCACCUCUCGCGCUACAUGUGGGUGUUCCUGCUGGGCCAGCUGCUGCACGGCGUGGGCGCGUCGCCGCUCUACACGCUCGGCGUCACCUUCAUCGACGAGAACGUCACCAAGAAAAUGUCUUCGGUCUACCUCGGCAUCUACUACACCAUGGCCAUCAUCGGCCCGGCGGCCGGCUACGUGCUGGGCGGGGAGCUGCUGAAGGUGUACGUCGACUUCGUCACCGUCGACUCGGCCGAAAUGGGGCUGACGCCGAACAGCAACGUGUGGGUGGGCGCCUGGUGGAUCGGCUUCCUGUUCGCCGGGGCGCUGUGCCUGCUGCUCGCCGCGCCGCUCAUGGCGUUCCCGCCCGCGCUGCCAGGCGCGGCGGAGCUGCAGGCGCAGAAGGUGUCGGAGGCGCACGGCGACUCGCGCGCGCAGGCCUUCUCCAAGGUGCGCGAGCUGCCGCGCGCGCUGCGCUCGCUGCUGGGCAACCCGACCUUCUUCUUCCUGAACCUGGCCGGCGCCUCCGAGGGGCUGCUCAUCGCGGGCUUCGCCGCCUUCCUCCCGAAGCUCAUCGAGAACCAGUUCAGCCUCUCCGCCAGCCGCGCCGCGCUGCUCGUCGGCCUGAUCACGGUGCCGGCGGGCGGCGGCGGCACCUUCCUGGGCGGCUACCUGGUGAAGCGGCUGGGGCUGACGUGCUCGGGCAUCAUCAAGCUGUGCGUGACGGCGACGGUGCUGGGCGCGGCGUUCACGUCGUGCUUCUUCCUGUCGUGCCCGAACCUGCAGUUCGCCGGCGUGAACGCGCCCUACGGCAACGCGUCGGCCGGCGGCGGCGCGCCCGCGGCCACGGCAUCGCGGCGGCGCCUCGACGCGCCCUGCAACGCCGGCUGCGGCUGCUCGCCCGCGCGCUUCGACCCCGUGUGCGGCGUCGACGGCGUAGUAACUUACUCGCCCCUGCACGCCGCUGCGCGCGCGAGGCCCACGCUCGCCCGACCUCAAGGUGUUCGACGAGUGCGCGUGCGUGACGGCACCGCCGCGGGAGAUGUCACGCGAGGACGGCGGCGACGUCGUCUUCCAGGCCACCAACGAGACGUGCGCCUCCAAGUGCCCCUACAUGUGGGCCUUCGUGGUGCUCGCCUUCUUCACCAUGCUCUUCACCUUCAUGGCCACCAUGCCCGCGCUCUCCGCCACGCUCAGAUUUUAUACAAAUCUGAAUCAUUGAAAUGUGCUGUGAACAGAUGUGUGCAGGACGACCAGCGUUCGUUCGCAUUGGGCAUCCAGUGGAUCAAGGUGCGCCUUCUGGGCACUAUCCCAGCGCCAAUUGUCUUCGGGAAGCUCAUUGACGAGACCUGCCGCCUAUGGCAGGAACCCUGCCCUGGCUUUGACCCCAGUGAGGGUGCCUGCCUUGUCUACAACAACGACUUCAUGGCCAGGUAUAUGUUGGCUUUAGCUUUCAUUGGAAAGGCAGCUUCCUUAUUAUUCUUUUUCCUGGCCUGGUGGUUCUACAUUCCACCUUCCAGUCUGCGCGAGGCUCUUGCUACUGCAGGAACACCAUCGUCAGUGGAAACUCCUUCCGUUCCACCAACAACAGGCCCAGUUCUCAUGAAUGGGCAUGCAGGUCCACACGAUGAUGGAUUACCAGUUCCUGCGUAAAACAUCUCAGCACAUUGCUCAAGUUUUGCUUAAUUCUGUUUAUGAAUUUUGUGUAGUGUGUGGCACGUGACUCAUGCAUAUGAAAUUAUUGCCACAUUAAUGUACACUGAAAGUUCACAACCGAGAAGAUUACCAAAGUAUAUGUGGUAAUGGUUCAUUAUAGUGAAGUAGCAACAAAUGUUAGUAAAUGCUUGCUUGAAUUGAAUGUGAUGGCAAACCAAAGAUAAAUUACUUUUUAUCUUUCCUCAUUCAGGACCUUAUACAUUCUGUUAAUGAAGUAGGCCUGCAGUGAUGAUUAGACAAUGUUUACAAGACUUCACAUCACAAUUACGGUAACAGGAAACUAAAUGGAGAAAAGUCAGAGAUGUGUAUAGAAUUCUAGACAUUAUGAAUUUGUGAAGUAGGUAAAGGAGAAUAAAAGCAUAAUUGAAAUGAUGUUUUACAAUGCAAGUGGACAAGAUUCUUCAGUUGUGACAGAAUGUGUGUGUUUAUAUGUAUGAAAAAGAUUAAUCCUAGAAGCUGGAUGUCAGUAUUUAUUACAUAUUUGUCAUUCCUAAGGCAGUUAUAUGUAUUCUACAUUCAAUACAUGCACAGUUAUUGUGCAUUUUGUAAGUAAUGCUGGUUGGUCAAAGAGAAUGUGUAGAUAACAAAUAAAAAUUUUGUUUCUGAAUGCUUUUAGAUACUUCUGAUCAUAAGUGUCACAGACUUCAAAUUGCAGGUGAAAAAAUUGUGGAAAUUUUUGUGUAGAAUUUUUAUUUGAAGAAAAGUAUUUAUCGAACAAUAAAAUUGGAAGUUUACUUUUAUUCAGAAAUUUGCUUUAGUGAAAAGAAAUGAAGCAAAAACCACAACAGUAUGAAAGUCUGUUACCCUUUAACCUUCCAAUGCAGAGAAUAUUGCUUCAUCCAUCAUAAGAUUACUACCCUUUCAAUUUUUAAAAUAUAGUGAAAGGAAAUAUUGUGAAGUAUGGAAAUCUAUAAUUUCUAACAUUAAAUCACUGAAAAAAGUUCCUUUCUCCUUUACGGUUUUCAUAUCCCUGAUCUUGUCUGAUGAAAAAGGAUAAUUUGUAAAUCUUUUUCAGGAACUGUUAAUAUAAUUUUCACAAGAGUGUACUACAUACUUAGUCAAUCAAAAAUAACUAUUUUUCUUUUAGUUGAACGUCACUGAAUACCUGUAUUUUUCAUUGUCAAACAUUGUUUGUUUCCUAUCUAUACAUUCUGAAGCAAUCUGCUAAUUUUAAUAUACUAAUUGUAAAUUAACUUCUUUAACUGAAUUUUUUUAAUGCAAAAUUUUGCUUUACAUAAACAACUAACAUACCUUCAAAUGUAUUUGAACCAUAAAUGGUACAAAUGCAUCUCAUUUUAUGUACCUUCAGAAUACCCACUAAUGAUUGUUGUUGUUGCUGCUGUUGUUGUUGUUUUUUUCAUGAAAUACAUAAGUUUUGUGCAAAUAUUCUUUACACAAACUAAAUGUUUUUUUUGCUAUUGAGAAGUGUUCUGAAAAUGUUCCAUUUUCCGAUUGUCUUCAAUUGCUUUCAUAUUUACUGUGUUAGUACAAUUAAACCUCCAUACCUGUCUAGGUUUAUUUAUCAAGGUCAGGAUAUUAUUAUGGUCAACAAUUAGAUGUUGCAAUAUGAUUUUGCAAUGAUAUUGAAAAACAAUAAGAAAUAUCUGCAUUAUUUUGAUUUUCAAGAAUGAAAAUAUUGAGACUUAUCAUGUUUAUUUACUUAAUUUUUCACAGUUCUCAUAUCAUUGUCUACCUCUUGCUUUUCCUUUAGUCUGAAGGAUAUAGGUAAAGCCAUUGAUUACAAAUGAGCCAAAAAUACAGCUAUAUAGCAUUGUGUACACUGGCAUGGUAAUUUAUGUCCAUGCUUGAGAUCUGGUUUCCUGCUAUAUGCACUAACGUUGCAACAAUUGAAAAAUAGCUCCAAUUUGAGAUGGUUCACAUACAAAAAGAAUUUUGAUAACUGAAAGUUGAAUUGGAAAGUGGGAAAGUUGAAUUGGAAAUGUUCUGUAAUUUGAAGACAAAUGCACUGAUUUGACAUUCUGGAUUUCAGACUUGAUUGUUUUCAUAUAAAACUUGGUAAAUAUACCCUAUUUGAAAUUUCCAGAGUGAAGACUAUUUCCAAAUAUAUCUUCUGAAGCAUACUUUUUAUUGAAAUUGUUAGAGCAUAAUGAAACCUUAAAUUUAAAAUUACAACAAUAUUUUAUAUUUGUUUACAUUUGUGUGUUUCAUAAAGAAGGUAAUAAAAGAAAUCUUAAAUUCCUAGCUGUGACAUAAUAUUGGAAUGUCAAACAUUCUUCAUUUGAAGUAUAAUAAGAUUUUAAGUUUGAUUGGAAAAACUCAAUAUAAUAAUUUAUGUGUUUUACAAAGCUAUUAUUCUUUUCUCGUUAUACUGUCUUCCCAAAAUAUUUUCCAGUUCAAUGGCAGCUCUAGACUAACAAAAGACACCAUGGAGACAUAUCUUAUAUUUUAUUUUUCAUCAAGGAAUCUUGAUCUAUUCUUAACGAUAGUUCCAACCAGAGUACUUUGCAUGUAAUGGAAAAAUUAUGGACAAGUGAAAAUAUUGUAUUUAAAUUCAAAACUUCCUUAUAGAAAUUAUAUUUGACAGUGCUUAUCAUCAGUAUUCUUAUAUUGGUGUCAGUCAUGUAAAUCCCCAAAUUGUGUAUAUAACUUCACAUUUACAUUCCAUUUUUAGUACGCUUUUGACACAAAUGAGAGUUUCACGUUUAAAUAUUCAAUAGUAUGCUGACUUUAAAAAAAAUUCAUCACAUUCAUGGAAUUCAUUCUGUUUUGCCACUCUGGUAAUUCAUAAUAAUACCAGUUUAAGAGAUUUGAAUUGUAGUUUUGGUGUACUAAUUACAGAGUAUUAAAUUUUUGGUAUUUUUAAUGUUUGGUUUUUAAAAUGUGUACAAAGAUCAGACAUGCUUGUUAAAAAUCAUGUUUUUGCAGCAAUUUUGAAUGUUGUCCAGUAGAUGAUCAAAAAUUGGUUAAUUCCACUUUCACGCUUUAAGAUACUGAAAAAAAUAUUAAGUCCUAAUCCUUGGCAAUAAAUUUCACUCAUAGAGUAAUAGUGAGAGAAAAAUUAAUCUUGCUUUUUCAACUUAGUGAUGAUGUUUCUAGAAUUAAACACUUUGUUUGGUCUAUGUCUCAUAUAACUUUGUUAUUGUUAAAACUAUAUCUGUAGAACUACGAUGUGCAUCAAUGAAACAUAAACUUAACCCUGAGAUUGUGUAGAUGUAAAUUAUAACAAUUUUGUGAUAGAUCCUAUCGAUUCCUAUUACACAUUGUCAAGUAGCUCUCUUUGUACAAUAGUUAUGAAUAUAAUUCAAAUCAUACUCGUAAAAACUGAUGUUUUGUAAUGAUAUGUCAGUGUGUUUUAAAUGAGGAAACUUUCAGUGUAUUGCUAUAUUUUUCACUAUUAAGAAUGUG
This is a messenger RNA of Gryllus bimaculatus (two-spotted cricket), 5773 nucleotides long. Lineage: Eukaryota; Metazoa; Arthropoda; Insecta; Orthoptera; Gryllidae. The record is from the annotation of a GenBank genome assembly.